Messenger RNA from Strongyloides ratti, 1542 nucleotides. RefSeq names its product Selenoprotein P, N-terminal domain-containing protein. The record is from RefSeq and is a predicted model, not a curated record. Bases 1 to 1542 code for a protein of 513 amino acids. Lineage: Eukaryota; Metazoa; Nematoda; Chromadorea; Rhabditida; Strongyloididae. The transcript is spliced from 3 exons.
AUGAAAUUAUGUACUAAUGUUUCAAAUAAAGUUUGGUUUAAAAAUAAAGAUUUUAUUCAACCAUAUAUAGGAAAUAUAUUAUAUCUUACUAAAAUUACCUAUUCAAAUAGAAAUGUUGAAAAUGAAAUAUUUCAAUUUAAUCGUUUGGGAGCAAUGUUACGUGAUAUAAAGUUUCUUAUUUUGAUUGACAAAGAAUUUGAUCAAAAUUAUCUUACUACUUUGAAAAAUAGAUAUACUUAUGUAUCUAUAAUUCAAGAUGAUGGUGGGCAAUUUGAUCCAUAUUAUUAUUUAAAUGCUAGUGAUGAUGAAAAAUUGUUAUUUGAUAGAUGUGGUAGACUUGCUAUGGUAAGAAAAAAACAACCAAUUAAUGAUCAAAGUUUUAUGGAAGAAUAUAAUAUUUUAAAUAGAGCAGUAAAUUAUGCUUAUUGUGGAUGGUGCAAAUAUGAUACUUCAAAAAAUCAAAAAAAUAAUAUAAAUAAUUAUAAUACCUAUCAACAACAAGGAAGAAAUUUUAUUAAAGAUGGCAGUUAUACUAAUGUUGAACCAAAAAAUACUAACAUUGAUUCACAAUACGCAAAAACAAAUACUAAAUAUGAUAAUUUCCCAAAUGAUGUUAAUGAUAAAAAAAUAACACUAAAUCCAACUAUAAAAGCAAUUAAUAAUAAUAAAAAAUUUAAUCCAACAAUUAAUAAAAAUCCAAAUAAUAUUGAAAAUUUAUUUUAUGGAACAGUCAAACCAUAUGAAGUUAAUUAUAUUUCAAAUAAAAAAAUGGAAAAAAAUGUAAAUGAUAAAAAAAGUUUUAAUGAUUUUAAUAUUAAUACGGGAAAUAAAAAUUAUCCUGAUGUUGUUUCAUUGUAUCCAGAUACAUCUGAUCAAGUAUCUAUAGAAGAUUAUGAAUAUCUUGAUAUUGCUGAUAUCCCUUUAACAACAGAAUCAACAAGAAAUCAAAUACCGCAACCAACACCAACAAAUAUUCAAUUAUGGCCAACAUAUAACUCAGGACAAUUUGAUUAUCAGAUAAAUAUGCCAUGUGCAGGAUUUACAGAUGAAAUAUGUUUCCAUCAAAAAGCCAAUAUGCCUUUAAAUAAAGUUCAUCGUUGUUGUCAUGAACGUAUACUUUUAACAGAUUUAUGUGUACCAGGAAAAUGUUCAAAUGUUACUAUACAAUUAUGUUGUAUACAAAAAUUUUUACAAUCAAAACAUAAAUGUUGUAAUGAUGAGGAACAAUCAAGAAGUCACUCACCAACAGACUCAUUUAAUAGAUGUUGUUUUGAAAAUUUUAUUAGUGGUGAUGAUGAUUGUUGUCCAAGUGGACAUGCUGAAAAUCAAUGGAGAGAUAUAUAUGACUUAUGUUUUCCAAAUGUUGAAUUUGAUUUAUCAAAUAUAAAAGUACCAACAUUUAUAUCAGGAAGUGUUGUUAUUAGUGAAUUUGAUUUCUCUAAAACAGAUGAAUGGAAAUUUAGUUGUCCAUAUGGUAGUCAAAGUCAACAAUGGGCUUAUUUAGAAAGUGAAAAUGGUAAUGAAAAUAAUUUGAUAACUUAA